GGAUCCACACACACACGUACACGAGUUUUUCCCCGGGAAACAUGCUCCCGUGAGGCUUCUCCAAUGCGCCUUCACGUUUCUCUCUUAUUUCAAAGAGGUUUUAAGUGGAGAUGUCUAGACUUAUUUUCCUGCAUGGACUUAUUUUCAUCUGCUCAACAAUUCACCCGCUUGUGUUCGCCGAGAAACCGGAUGAUGGUUGUGGUCAUUAUGUCCUGGGCCAAGAGAGUGGUGUCCUCUCCUCCAAGAACUACCCUGGAACUUAUCCCAACAACUCCUGGUGUGAAUGGCGGAUCCGUGUACCCAUCGGCCUCACAAUCAUCCUCAAGUUUGGAGACCUGAACAUAGAGAAAAAGGACUGUGAGACGGACUAUUUAAAGGUUAUGAUAGGAACCUAUGAAGCGGACAAUGUAUUCUGGGAGUACUGUGGUGGUCCGAUGCCCAAGCCUACCCAGAUACACACCAACUUCAGUGAACUAACUAUCCGCUUCCGUAGCAGCCAGCACAUCUCUGGUAGAGGAUUCCUGCUCUCAUACUCCACCGAAAACAACAAAGAGCUGCUGACAUGCUUGGACAGAGGCAGUCAUUUCCCAGCUUCAAAGUACAGGAAGUAUUGUCCAGCUGGAUGCGCCGCAGUGAUGGGAGACGUGUCUGGAGACAUUUCUCUUGGCUACAGACAUACAUCAGUUCUGUGUAAAGCAGCUGUGCAUGCAGGAGUCAUUAUGGACCAGUUUGGAGGACCAAUCACAGUGGAGGAGCGCAAAGGGCUCAGUCUCUACCCAUCCAUGAGAGCAAAUGGUAUCCAGUCUAAAGAUGGCUCCUUGUCUGAAACCCUCUUCAUGUUUGUUACAAAUGAUUGUAGUAGACAAACUAUUCUUCAGCCAGUUGGCACCAUUACAAACUCAUCAUGGCACAAUAUCAGCUCUGAUGGUUCCAAAGUCGAAUGGAUUCCCAACAGCACCCUACCAGCCAUCCUUGAGGUCCCCUGGGCUGCUGACAUUAAUAACCAUCCUCAAUGGCUUCAGAUUGACCUCGGAGAGAAAAGAAGGAUCACAGGUAUAGUGACAUCAGGCUUAUCUACUGGGGGCUUUGAAUAUUUUGUGAAAAGCUACAAGGUCGAGUACAAAGAGAGGAAUCGCUGGCUGACAUUUUUCCAGUACAAUAGCUCUGAAGACAUGAUUUUUGAAGGCAAUACCGACAGCUUCCACCGAACACGCAACACUUUCCAUCCCUCCAUUGUAGCACGAAGUCUUCGUGUCGUACCUCAACAAUGGCAUCGAAUAAUUGCCAUGAGAGUGCAGCUACUGGGUUGCCCUUAUGUUAAACCUGUCCCAGUUAAUGCAUCUUCUCAGGUAACGCAAGAGGCCCUGCCUACACCGACCAUUCACAAUGAUAUGACGAAGCCAGUGGCCUCUCAGAUUGAUCUCGUUAAUCUGUUGGUAAUAAUUGUGCCCACUGUUUUGCUUGUGGUUUUGCUCCUGGUUGGAGUCUGUGUGGUUAAAAUGCUGUACAAUAAGAAGACAAAAGGAAACACGUACAGCUCUGCAGAUACAAAUCAAACAGGCUGUUGGAGACAGAUAAAACAGCCCUUUACCAGACACCAGUCCACAGAGUUCAUCAUUAAAUACAGCUCUGAGAAAGACCCAAUCCAGAAACUGGAUCUGGUAACAAGUGCAAUGGCAGCCGAGUACCAACAACCACUAAUGCUCGGCACGGACACAGUGUCUAGAAAAGGCUCAACAUUUAGGCCGAUGGACACUGAUGCCAAACACAAGGACAAUGAUGCUACCUCUCACUAUGAUCAGCUGCAGACGGGGAUCCAGUACGCCCUCCCACUGACCAAUCAGGAGCCAGAGUAUGCAACGCCCAUCAUCGAGCGCCACACCUUCCGCAAAGAUCCCUUCCUCCCAGAUCCCAGCUACAGUGUUCCAGGUGUGGUGCUAAACAAAAGCCCGUCUUUUCGAGCAGUGGAGGGCAGUAACUGUCGGAAAGUUGUGGGAGGGCUGGCUGGAGGUUACCAGACACCCCAAGUCAAAAGAGACAGUGGAAAUCACAAAGAGGACAUCUACGACAGCCCUAAAAUCCAGAAGCCUGUCAUGCAGAAUGGUGGUUGUCCAGAGUACAAGAGGCCCCAGAUAAAAGCCCCAGUGAAGAAGAGCUAUUCAACUCCAAGAGACUGCGUCAGGUUGCCACUCUCUGGACCCAGACUGGACCCAGAGGGCAGCAGCUCGGACGGAAGCUGAGCAGAACCAUACAUACUGUGAUUUGCCUGAUUUAUCUGAUUCAACCAAAUCACCUCAGGACUCCUCUGUUAACUUAUUUGUGUGUUAAGUGAGAACACAUUGUUUUUUACCUUUUGCAGUAAAGAAAGACAGCAGGGGGGACAGCAGGAGUAUUCCGGGUUCAAUACAAGUUAAGCUCAAUUGACAGCAUUUGUAACAUAAUGUUUAAAAAAAGACUGAAAAAAGAGGAAAAGUGGCUGUUUAAAUAAGGCACUUACAAUGAAAGUGAAUGGGACCAGUCCAUAAACAUUAAGACACUCCCUGUAUAAAAAAGUGCAGCCACAAGAUGUAAACAUUAUACAUGCUAACAUGAUUUUAGUGUGAUAAAAUCAGGGGUUUACCAGAUUCUGUUACAUUGACUUGAGGAAAUUGGAUGUAUCUUUACACAUAUAAGGUUAGCAAUUGUAUCACACUAAAAUCAUGUUAAUAUCUAUUUACUUUUUGAAACAGUGUGUAUUUUGAAGCUAAUGGACUGGCCCCAUUCACUUUAAUUUUAAAUGCCUUACUAUGACUAUGUUUUGCUUAUAUAUAUAUAUAUAUAUAUAUAUAUAUAUAUAUA
This is a messenger RNA of Xyrauchen texanus (razorback sucker), 2838 nucleotides long. Its product is annotated as discoidin, CUB and LCCL domain-containing protein 1-like. The coding region runs from base 111 to 2240 and encodes 709 amino acids. The transcript has 15 exons. NCBI's taxonomy places the organism in Eukaryota, Metazoa, Chordata, Actinopteri, Cypriniformes, Catostomidae. The record is from RefSeq and is a predicted model, not a curated record.